Messenger RNA from Acaulospora morrowiae, 1362 nucleotides. The record is from the annotation of a GenBank genome assembly. Lineage: Eukaryota; Fungi; Glomeromycota; Glomeromycetes; Diversisporales; Acaulosporaceae.
AUGCCACCCCAAAGACAUAAUGCCCUAAAAUCGGUCAAAGGAUUUAGAAAACUAAAAAAUCACGUUAGGGUAUACAGGCAACCCGUUAAUCCAUUAGCUACGAAAGAUGCUGAACCCAUUUCAAGGCUAAUCCUUUUGAAUGAUUCAACAAUUGAGCCAAAGACCAUCGAACUGAGCAAGGCGCGUCCAACGAUUGCCUUAGGUCUAAGCUCCUGUUGUGAAGAUGGACAGAUAAAGUUUAAUGUAAAGGACUAUGAUUAUAAAAUCGCGGACAUACAUUGUCAAAUCAACCUGGUAGAGUCGAAUGGCGUUUAUCGUACAGAGAUUAAGGAUAACUCAUAUGAUUCUUCAACUUACAUAGAAAACAACGAAGGUGUCUUUCUUAUUGGAUAUUGCGAGAGGAAGUAUCUAAAUAAUAAAGACAUCAUUAAGAUAGGAGACGGAGAGAACUGCAUAAAAUAUAGGUUCUGUGAUGUCCUUAAUGAAAGCAUCGCACAUGCAAACUCCGAUAAAUACACAAUUCCUGCCAUGCUUGGUAAUUAUCGGAAAUGUGGUCAUGAUCUUGGGACUGGUGCGAAUGCCAAGGUCUUUUUGGUCGAAGAUUCGAGAACAGGCAGAAAAAGCGCUUGUAAGGUUGUUCUGAAAGAAAAUUAUUCACAAGAUGCGAUUGAUCGUCUUCUAAGAGAACCAGAAAUCAUUGCACGACUAAAUCACGAAAAUAUAAUCAAAAUUUAUACUGCUUAUCAGGAUAAAACACGUAUCGUGAUGAUGCUCGAAUACAUGGAGGGAGAAGAUCUGUACGCCAGAUACCAAUCUAGUGGUCGUCUCGAAUUUGAGAAAAUCAUUCCGAUCACGCUUCAGCUCCUCCGGGGAUUGAAGUAUCUUCAUGAUAAUCUUAUAAUACACAGAGAUUUGAAACCGAAUAAUAUUUUGCUCAAAGAUUCGACCUGUCAGACCAUAAAGAUAUCAGAUUUUGGAUCUGCAAAAGAUAUGGCAAACUUACAAGACAAUAAUGUUGACGACAUGUCGAUAAUGGGGACGCCCUUAUACUUGGCGCCCGAGAUUUGUCUUGCGAUCCUUGGGGGUGUACACAACGUUCGCUGGGAGACAACUUCUGAUAUGUGGUCUAUUGGUUUAGUUAUCUAUUUUUUAAUAAUUGGUUUUACACCAUUUAAUGAAAACAAUCCAAUGUAUAAUGUGUGCAGUCAAAUUACACGUUGGAAGUUUGAUUCAAAGGAAAUCAAGAAUAUGGGAAUUCAAAUGUAUCCAUAUGUGAAUUUAUUAGAAAAUCUACUAGUUAGGGAUCGCAAUCGUCGAUUCUCUGCCGAGGAUGCUUUGCUUUACUUUUCUAAGAUGAUAUAG